Entamoeba dispar SAW760 is the source of this 918-nucleotide messenger RNA. Its product is annotated as ATP binding cassete (ABC) transporter, putative. The record is from RefSeq and is a predicted model, not a curated record. The transcript is spliced from 3 exons. NCBI's taxonomy places the organism in Eukaryota, Evosea, Mastigamoebida, Endamoebidae. Gene Ontology annotation, cellular component: plasma membrane. Bases 1 to 918 code for a protein of 305 amino acids. Gene Ontology annotation, molecular function: transmembrane transporter activity; ATP binding; ATP hydrolysis activity. Gene Ontology annotation, biological process: transmembrane transport.
AUGAAUGACAUAAAGACUGAUGAUUAUUUUGGCAAUAUUAGACUAACAGAAAAAGAUGUAUUAAUAGAUGAUCAAAAUUAUAUUAUUUCAAUUAGAAAUGUUCAUAAGACAUAUCUUUUAGGAAUAGAAGGAGUUGCAGCGUUACGAGGAGUAAGUUUAUCAGUAAAAAAAGGAGAAUUUGUAUGUAUUUAUGGAACAAGUGGAGGAGGAAAGACAACAAUGUUAAAUUUAAUAGGAACAAUUGACAAACCAUCAAAAGGAGAUAUUUUAUUAUGUGAUAAAAGGAUAACGGAAGAAACUAAAGACAGACUAUUAAGCUUUUUAAGAUUACAAAAGAUUGGAUUUGUUUUUCAAACAUUUAAUUUAAUAGCAUCAAUGACUGCAAUAGAAAAUGUUGAAUUACCAAUGAUUUUAUUAGGAAAAUUAUCAGCAAAAGAAAGAAAGGAAAGAGCUAUCAAAUUAUUAAAAAAAGUUGGAAUGGAAAAACGAAUCAAUCAUAAACCAUCUCAAAUGUCUGGAGGUGAACAACAAAGAGUUACAAUAGCUAGAGCAUUAGCAAAUGAACCAGAAUUAUUAUUACUUGAUGAACCGACAGGAGAUCUUGAUUCGUAUAAUACAGGAAUAGUUAUGGAAUUAUUACUUCAAUUACAUAAAGAAGGAAUGACAAUGUUAAUGGUUACACAUGAUGUUUCAUUAAAAAAUUUAUCAGAUAGAAUUGUAUGGAUGAGAGAUGGUAAAGUAGGAAAAAUAGAAGAAGUAACAAAAGAAAAAAGAAUAGAAGCAUUAAAAGUUAUUUCAGAUAAAGUAAAAUUAAAAAGAAUUGUAAUAGAAAAAGACAUUAACAUUAUUACAGAAAUUAGAACUCCAGAAGAUUAUGCACCAAUUAAAUUUCAAAACGAAUUCUUACAAUUAAAGUAA